AUGACCGCGAAUACGAGCGGAAUAUGUCAAGCAUUGAACAUUGCCGAUGAAUCCCACUGCACGGAGCGGGCCACCAAUUCCAGUGGCUUUUUUUGUCGUUACCAUGCAAGACAGGUUCAAGGUCUGUAUAGCGGGUACAAGAAGAGAAAUGCCCGACUGGAUGCACUCGAGGCUGCUCCACCUGCGUAUCUGGCCUCUUCAAAGCGAACACUCCGCAACGAGGACUUUUCCGACGUUGAAGACGCCAACGAGCUGAGAGAGCUCGAGGAUUGGCUUUACGAGAGGUAUCGACUGAUCGACCGAGUCAUAUUGGCUCGGAAGAAGCAUCACACCCAUUUCUACGCCGAAAACUUGGACUAUGGGCACAAGUCGUACUUGGACAAGUUGGUCAAUGACAAGAACGUCGUCCUACUCGCAUUGAACAGACUUCGCCGUAGAUCGACGCACGUAAACCACAAGCAGAAGAAGUGGUUCGCAUUUGUACGAGAAUGCCAGGAGGAAGAGGACCUCAACCAGGAGAAAGAGGUUGUCAAGGUCAAGAAAGAGGCACAACUUUUCAGGCGCUACAGGAACGAGAUGGAAGCUAGGAUGCAACGCAAGCAGCGUCGAGAGGACAAGAAGAGACAGGAAGCUUUCCUCAACGAAGCGUACGAAGAACGCUUGCAAUACGACGAGGAAAGCAGCGAAGAAUGGGAUCCCAUCGAGACCAUCAUCAAAGGGGAAAGAGACGAUCUGGUCGACCUCAUGCACAGACUUUUGUGGCUUGAGAGGUCUCAAAAGGCAGAUGAGCCCGAGCCUCAGGAGCAGGCCAACGAUUCGUCGUCACACAACAUUGCUACGCCCAGCUCACGCCACGAGGAUCAAGAAUCCCCAACGACAAACAUGGAAAACGUGGAUCCCGCUCCUACAACCAACAGCCAAGGUACCAAGGCUCUCUCCAAGAAUGCCAGAAAGCGUGCCAAGGCGAAAGCGAAAGCGAAAGGUGCUGGCGACACGUCCCGAGAUGACGCCAAGAACAACGUCGCAGACGACGGAGGGCCGAAGAUUGAGGUCAACGAGACUCGCGAGGAAAUGCGCCAGCGUCUGGUCAAAGGCUUGAGCGCCAAAGAACACGGAGGACGCGCCUUUUACGACAUGGACGAUCGGGUGGGAGUGCCAUUUGACAUCCCYGGCAUCCCAGAGUCAGAAGUUGACCAUCUUCUUGAUGAAGUGGCGGAAAUCAAGGAGCUUUUGCUGUGCCGCCUGAUUCUGUCCCAAUCGAACCUGCUACCCAUUGGGCUCCGAGCAUGCAAUCUCACAGAGUUCUUCGCGGACCCAGAGCUGAAUCUUUCAGAUCUGCGAGACCUUUGCCUCAGAUACGAGCAGCCAAAGUUGCAGGAAAUACGCGAUGCCUGCGCCGACUUCGUCCGCGGUGAUGGCGAAGCCUCCGACGACGAGGACGAAGACGAAGACGAUGAACAGACCGCACAUGAGCUUGCCGUUCAAGACAAAUACCAAAAGGACGCCUGGAGAAGGAGACGCCUAGAAAUGCGGCACGGUACAAAGCAUGAGCAGAACGUCGAGAAGAAGUCCGCACAGCGUCGACAGCUCGCUCAACAAGGCUUUGAAAAGGUUAUAGUCGACUUCGGCGACAUCGACAAGGAUGGCGAGUUCCGCCAGCGAAAAAUAAGAGUGCGCGUUUGCGGUAAGAGCAUCUGGAAUUACCCGAGCGAGAAAGUCCUUGCUCGAGGUGGAUGGUACCACUUUUCCGUCAUAGCCAAAAACUGCCGCUUUGAGCAUGCCGUCGAGCUUUGUCGGCACUGGAACGAGUUCUGGGAGCUAAGCAAUCUGGUCAUAUUCAACUACUUCUCAUCUACUACUUGGGUGGCGCAAUGGUCAGGACAACCAACCCGAACUCAGCAGCUCCAGCUUGGCAUAAUCUCUUACCUGGACUUCAACAAAGCAGACCAGUUGACACUGAAACGGCAACCAGGCCGCAGGGGCUUUGGAGGCGUAGCGCAGCCUGCCAUACAGUUCAAAAACGUGACUGGCUUCUGCAUCAAACGCAACGAUCCCAUCUCACGGCGAUUUGACCAAUAUCUCUCGAUGCAGACCCGAUAUGUCUGCUUGAUGGUUCGCGAUGCCAAGACCGGCAAGACCUUGGUCAAACCGCCCGAAGAGCACACAUGGCUCAUGCGUGUACAAGGUGGCCUUGGUAGGGACGACUGGGUGGAAAAACUGCACGUUGGCGACGACGAGCUGUACGGCCUUCUCGAGGACCGUCGAUCCGAAUCUUGGAAAUUUGGAUUCAACGAUUAUUAUGACGUUACCGUCUGGGACCUGCUCCCCGGCGAGCAUUGCAACAAUAUCUGGUCAACUGUUCACGAGGCCAUGAGGAAAGCUCGCAGGAUCUGCGAUUCAAUGGGUUUUUACGAUUCGGUUGCCCCUAUCAUGAAGACACUUCAUCGCGAGGUCAAAGAGAGCAAAGAACAAAUCGGCAGGGUGCGUGACGCUCGGCCCGGUGAAAUCACGCUCUACGAUGAAGUGUCUGGUAGUGAUGGCAUGCACAUCUACCGGGAUGUUGAUCCACUCACUGGCGAAUUUGGCGAGACGCACUACGAACAGCCGGCGAAUUACUUCUACAACGACGUUGAUGCUGCGGAAGAUCUCAUCCUAUUCCCUGAUGAAGCAGCUGGUGUGUCGAAAAAGGCCAUCACCGGAUCUUUUGCAGGGGAUCUCGCAUUCCCCGAACUUGUGCUGCCGAACAUGAAGCGCUUCGUUUUGGAUCUCGACAGUGACGAGGACGAACAAGACAUGGACGACCCAUUUGCAGAUCUGCUCGAUAAACGGGCCAUCGAAUCCCAGCCAGCUGCCCUAAAGCAAAUCACUGCGGAAGGGGACUGGGAGACCGAGGAUUGCGAUAAGGACUGGCCGAUGCCACCAAAAGACGUGCCCUUGUGUCCGAAUCCAAACGCUAGGGACUGCCACUGCCCAGAGUGUCAAUGGUGGGAGCAAAAUGAUCCGGUGCUUCUUCCCAGCCUCGAAGACGGCAUAAAGCGUGACGGCCAUGCACCAAUCACCCCGUUGGAUGUGAAAGCUUCGAUAAAAGAUCACAACGAGGCGGGCCGCCUUAUAAGCUUCAUCUUUGACGAACCGAGUGGUGAUGAGGAUCAGACCAGAGAUACUGAAYCGGACUUUACGGUGUUCAUGGAUCGAGAGAAAUCCAAAUUCUUCAAAAAGAUGUGGCAUACUGCUGAGUUCAAUGACGAGUUACGAGCACGCUGGUCCGAGAUGCAAGAGCUGGUCAAAGAACGCAGAGUGUCAGUCAAUCAGGACAUUCCCUCGAUUAUCGAUGCCUUGCACAUUCUCAUGUGGCUCGGCGUGCGUCCGGAAGAACACAGACGGGUAUUGGACGACAUGUGGGACGCCAAGGCCGCCAUGACGUUCUUCUUCAAACGUGAAUCCGGAGACGCCCAGCACCUCUUGAUUGAUUCGAAUGAGUCUGCUAACAAGGAAAGACUGACGCUAAGCGACAAUGUUGGAAGAGCCAAGUCGAUGGAACCUCACGCAAGGUCACCGAGUAGCAACAAGACACGAACCAAAGACUUCUGGGAGGGACUUGAUCUUGUGCGCAAGACCGCGAAGAAUGGCGUUUUACGUGCAUGGGAUGUGCACUGCCGCCCACAAGUCGCACAAUUGGCUAGAGCUGGGAUUGUCAAACCCGGCUAUUAUCCAAAUCCGUKCGGCAGGGCCACCGCUACCGCUGAGACCGGACUCUUUCCGCACUUGACAUUGGAUUACCGUGCUAUCAAGGAAUACUGGCCCGAGAACUUGGACAACCUCCGUGAUCCCAGCAAGAUACACUUGUUACCCAGAGCGCAGGCCUUUGCACAGAAGCAUGACAAUGCGCGCUUCUCUCUUCUGAGGAUCUGGUCGCACCCCGUGUUUUACCCUUUGACGCUUGGCCAGGAAAGCAGAGAAGACACAUGUUUUCAGGACACCGUCGGAAGAUGCUGGGAGUGGAACUUCCUACCUAAAGACAUGCCGACAUCUGAAAUCAGCAUGCAGAAAAGCGUGGAGGAUCGCCUGUAUGGUGCUGCGCUGCCAAAGCUCGGAACGGGUCCUCGGGGACAACCUAUGAUCCUGCCGCCAAGCAGAGCAGCUCCACGCUUCCGCCAACAUUUCAGGAGCAAGACGGAGGUGAAGAGGGAUAUGGUUUUGGUGAUGGGCGAGGAUGAAGAGGAUCUGGAACGGCUGACUACUGCUGCCACGUUCGCGCUGCAGACGAAUCCCUGGAGGCUAGAGAUUGAUUUCUUCAAGAGUUUUGUCAAUGUGGAUCUGGCAUUUUUGGAUGGUCUGGAUAAGAAGUGGCUGGAUUAG
Ramularia collo-cygni is the source of this 4359-nucleotide messenger RNA. RefSeq lists its product as uncharacterized. NCBI's taxonomy places the organism in Eukaryota, Fungi, Ascomycota, Dothideomycetes, Mycosphaerellales, Mycosphaerellaceae. The record is from RefSeq and is a predicted model, not a curated record. The transcript has 7 exons. Bases 1 to 4359 code for a protein of 1452 amino acids.